AUGAUUGCCUACAUGAUUCUCAUAUUUCUCAUCGCUUCUGAUCUUUGCUCUGCUCAUCAAGGUGAAUUUUUUUUCUGUGGAGCAAGCAAGCAUCGCGUGUCACCCGAGACAAGAUUUUUUUGGCUUUUUGCUCGCCUGCUCCGAAGCUUCACUAUAAUUUAUUCAAGCGUCAGGAAAAAUGACAAGUAAAUAAAUUUUUUUUUCGAACAGGUGUCAAGAAAAGAGAUAAACGACAAUAUGAUGGUGGAAUGUGGAAUAAUAAUAAUAACAACAAUAACAAUAUGAACAAUAAUUGGAAUAAUGGACCUGGAAUGGGUAUGUUUGAAGAGUAAAAGAGUAGUUUUCAUGCAGGAAAUUGGAAAAAAUAAUGUGAGGUAACAAGUCAGACAAGAUGCGUUUAUUUUUAGAAGGUUUAGAAAAUCAAAAAUCUAUGGUUUUUGCAAAAUUGUUCGGUUCUUUGAAAAAUGCGACAUUUUUUUGUCCUUCAAGAGACGAGAUUUGAAUUGGAGUUGUUUUGGAAAACAGGCAGGUUGUCUAGAAACAAAUUGAAGAAUUCUAGACAAACUUGGAUGUACUUUUAGAUAAAUGGAAAUAGCUUAUUUUCAUUAAAAAAUUCAAGAAUUUCAAGAAUUCGAAUUCGAAUAUCAUUUUACCCAUACUAGUUGAGAAAAACUUUUAGAAAAAUCUUGAUUCAUCUGAUUUCCGAGAUACCCAUUUUUUGAUCUAUGUUUGUUUUUGUUUUCGAACAAUCAAUCAGUUCUGUUUUUUGUUCUAAACGAAUUUUCUUCAAAACAAAUGAAAUUUAAGAUAUUCCUUUUUUCCGAACUUUUUUGUUUUUCUACAGACUCAGAAUAAAAUAAGAUUACCAAAAGGGAUUCAGAAUUUACAUAGAUAGUCUAAAGAUCAACAUUUUCUGGAAGAGUACAGUAGACGUGUACCAAAAAACCUCAAUUAUUUUCAGGCUACGGUAGACCAAAUUCUGAGCCAGAUGAUUCUAUAAAAGGAAGUGUUGGAACGAAUGAGAAGAAAAAGAGCAAUGUAACAGAAUCUCCAAAUAAUCAAAAUAAUAUGAAUAACAAUAAUAAUGGUCCAUGGUGGCCUAAUGGUUUGUGUUUUUUCUUCUUCAUAUUUUUAUUUUUAUUUAUUUUUUUCCUCUUUUGGAACGGAAACGGACAAAUUCGAUUUUUCUUCUUCUUUUUCCUUUUUCCAUUUUCUUCCAGGCGAACAAAACGGUUAUAACAACAAUAACUGGAGAGGUGGCGGUGGCUACGGAAACAUGAAUGAAAACAGCAAAAAUUCCGAAGAUUCGGGACCGCAAGGGAGUGUUGGAGCAAAAACUGAGCCAACAAAACCGCCAAACACGAAUAAUUAUGGAUAUAAUAACCAAAAUAACAACAAUAAUAUGUAUAAUCGAAAUAAUUUUAAUGGAAAUGGGAAUGGAAAUGGAAAUUGGAACUGGAAUGGGGCAAAUGGGGCAAACGGAGGUUACGGUAGUAAUCAAUGGGGACGUGGAUAUUAA
Molecule: messenger RNA, 1519 nt
Organism: Caenorhabditis angaria
Lineage: Eukaryota; Metazoa; Nematoda; Chromadorea; Rhabditida; Rhabditidae
Source: the annotation of a GenBank genome assembly